Procambarus clarkii (red swamp crayfish) is the source of this 4349-nucleotide messenger RNA. The record is from RefSeq and is a predicted model, not a curated record. Lineage: Eukaryota; Metazoa; Arthropoda; Malacostraca; Decapoda; Cambaridae.
UGAACUGUAAAGUAUGGUGAGAGAUAAUGAGGGGUCACAAACAUCACGCCAGUGUUAUCAGUGAGUGGUGCAGGCAGACAGCUACUCCCUACCCGUAGUCCACUGCUGGUACAGCCGCUAGCGUCGCUCUCCACCCACAGGACCGACAGGUUGUAAACAGUCAUGGCCCGACCAGCUGACGGCGACUGUGUUCCGGACCUCAGGAAGGAACGUUCAAAUUGUUCCUUCAAUAAGGAAGAACUUACAAAUCUUCUCGAUAAUGGGAAGGAGAAGACUUUAACUCGCCGGAAAAUAGAGAACCUCUUCCUUUCGGAUCCAGAAUUUCUUGAUCCAAUUCGUCCAGAAUACUUGAGCCAUGAAGACCGGUAUGCAAAUGAAUUGCGUAAAGCAUGUCACAUGAUUCGAAGUAUUAAUGAAAAUGAGGAGGUCCAGCAAGUUGUUGGACAAAUGGAAGGAAUCAGAACUCUGAUGGGGUCAGGACUAGGUGUGGCACUUACUAAAGAUGGAAACCCCCUUGCUUUGCACUUUGUCAUGUUUCUCCCAGCAAUCUUGGGUCAGGGUACUGUUGACCAACAAGGAGAGUGGAUGACACGUGCAUGGGCUGGACAAAUCAUUGGUACUUAUGCCCAAACAGAACUGGGUCAUGGAACCUUCCUUAGAGGCCUCGAGACAACUGCUACAUAUGAUCCAAAAACCCAAGAAUUCAUUUUGCACUCUCCCACCAUCACAGCAACAAAAUGGUGGCCUGGAGGAUUGGGUAAGACGGUCAACUAUGCUGUGGUUAUGGCUCAGCUCUACACUAAAGGACAGUGUCAUGGUAUCCAUGCCUUUAUUGUCCAGCUCCGAGAUGAAGAAACUCAUCAGAGUAUGCCAGGUGUCACUGUUGGAGAGAUUGGUCCAAGGCUGGGAAUGAACACGAAUGAUAAUGGUUUCUUGAAAUUUGACCAUUGCCGCAUUCCUCGUAUGAACCUGCUCAUGAAACAUGCGCAGGUUUUAGAGGAUGGAACAUAUGUGAAGCCAGCUAGUGACAAGCUUGCUUACGGCACAAUGGUAUUUGUGAGGGUUGCCAUUUGCUUCGAUUCAUACCGACAGCUGCAGCGUGCAGUGACCAUAGCAACACGUUACUCUGCUGUUCGUCAUCAAUCUGAGUUGGUCCCAGGGCAACCAGAACCUCAGAUUCUUGAUUAUCAAACUCAACAGUAUAAGCUGUUGCCACAGAUUGCCACUAUAUUUGGUAUACAUUUUGCUACAAAAGAUGUUUGGGACACUUACAAUGAAGUUACGGGAGAUAUCCACGAUGGCAACCUGGAUCUUCUGCCUGAGAUACAUGCUUUAUCAUGUGGCCUUAAAGCUCUGAGUUCUAGUGAUGCUGCCUCAGGAAUAGAAGUUUGCCGUCUUGCCUGUGGAGGACAUGGUUACCUAGCAUCUUCAAAUCUGCCACGAAUCUACACAACCACUACUGCUGCCAUUACUUAUGAGGGGGAAAAUACAGUCAUGUGGCUACAAGUGGCUCGGUAUCUUAUUAAGUCAUACCGUGAAGCUCGUCGAGGUCAACCUUUGCAGCAUUCUGUGUCCUACCUCACCACCCAACCUACAUCCACCCACAGCACCUCUGAAUACACUAAUGCAGAUCUGGUGGAGGCUUAUAAAAAAGCUGUGUCGUCCAUGGUAUCAGAGACUGCUGCCAGACUCCAGCAGUAUUGUGAUAUGGGACGACCUUUUGAACAUGCCUGGAAUAGCUGCUCUGUUCUGUUGGUGAAAUGUGCCCAGGCUCAUAUUCGGUACUUUACAUGCGAAAAGUAUGUGGCUGGUGUCACGAACACAGAAUUGAGUGAAGGAGUGCGCAAUAUCUUGCAUCGAUUGUGUCGCCUCUACCUCAUCUAUCACAUCACCCUGAAUCAGGGGGAUUUUCUUAGGAGUGGAUCCUUGACAGCCCAUAAUAUUGGUACUUUGGAAGGGGAGAUGUGCGAUCUGUUGGCUGCCUUACGACCCGAUGCUGUGUCACUUGUUGAUUCUUUUGAUAUCCAUGACCGCAUUCUGGAUUCGACUCUUGGAUGUUGGGAUGGAAAUGUGUAUCAAAGAAUGUUUGAUGAAGCCCAGAAGAGUCCUCUGAACCAAACUGAUGUUCCCGAAGCUUACUACAAGUAUUUAAGACCACUCAUGAAAGCAAACCUCUAAUUCUAAAAAACCUACAAUGUGCAAUUUUUGUUUGCAGUACUGUAAUUAUCAAAAUUAGUAAUACUGUAUUGUAAAUCCAUGAUUACUAGAUUUCUCUUUAUAGUUUGUUAAUACUAGAUUAUUAUAUUAUUGAUUAGUUUUAUAUAGCGGUGAUGAUAUAGUUUAUUAGGUUCUUUUUCUUUGUAAAUAUAUAUUUUUUAUUAAUGGUAUAUAGCAUUUAUUGAAUUUGGGAAGUUGUUCUCUAUUCACUGUUUUCUGUUCCAUUCCCCGAAGGCAAAACUAGUGAACUAAGCCUCCUGUCUAAACUGUCUAUUGUAAAUAUUCUGAAAUUAAAAAUAUAUAUGAAAUACAACAUUGUACAUAAUAGCAUUGUAUAAGCAUAUAUAUCAUUAAUACAGUUAAUGAUGCAUAUGCAAUGCUUCCUCUUGUUUAAAUAGUAUUUUUGUGUAACUUUGUAGACCGUCAUACGUAUAUUGACGUAAUGGACAAUUAGAUAGAAUUUGGUACUAUUCACUUUAUAGAAUCUGGGGAAAAAUAAAGCUAAAAACCAAACCUAAUUAUUCCUAGACCUAGCAUAGCAUAUAUAUGUACUAUAUUGGGCCAUUGAUGUGUGUUAGGCCUAGAAUGGUUAGGUUAGGUUUCAGUACCAACAAAAAUACAAAACCUUUUUCAGUUUGUCCAAAUUCAGUACAGGGUAGUACCAAAUUCUACUUUUUUUUUUUUUAUUGUCAUUACAUCAAUAUGAUGUAAUGACAUUACAUCAAUAUGAUGGUCUAGAUCAUUACUGGAAGUACUAUACUAUCUAAACAGGAGGAUGGGCUGGCAUAUGAGAAAUUGAAUUCAACUUGUGUUUAUUUCUAUUAUUUCACUCGAUAAAAGGAAAUUUAGCGCGACAUGGGGUCUUGAGUAAGAUGCAUUUAAUUUUGUAUAUUAUUUUAUGGUGCUUGCCUGCAUGUUCUGCUUUUCAGUCAGAAUAACGGAGUUUAUAGUUAUAUGCUAUUGUAGCUUUUACGAAUGGUAAAGUUAUUGGUAUAUAUACUGCCGAUUUAUAUAAUGCAAUUUAGAUGUACUGUAUUCAUAUUACUGCUUUUUGCAGGUAGUAAUGGAAAUUGCUAUAUUGUAAAAUAUUGAAGAAAUAAUAAUAAUAAUAAUACUCGGGUUUUUUUUUAACAUAUAAACAUUGUGUUGCAAGAGUUAUCAGCAGUGAACAGCAGGCUUAGGUGAAUAUGAAAAUAAAUGAAACUAUUAAUGAAGAAUAACAGUUAUUGCAACAUUUCAUGCUGUAUAAAAUAAUAUACUGUACUGUAUAAUACAAAAGAAAUUAUUAUUCAUUGUGGUAAUUGUCUAAGAAUAGGGUGAAGUCUUCCAUUAAACAUGUUUGGCAUUACUGUAUAUAUAUUGCACAAAUAUGGUGAACAGUACAUGGCCAAGUAUGUCUUGGGUAUGUGAAACUUUGGUAUAUUGGGGUUUGGUGUAUGUUUCCUUUCCCUAAUUAAUUGCUAUCUUUUCAUAGUUUUAAUAUACUGUACCUGAAAAUUCUGAAUGUAAAGAGCACUUGCUAAUUAUACAAGUUUCCCAUUGUUGGGACAGAAAGUCUGUUAGGCUUAUCAAGGCCCCCCCCCCCUAAAGCCUGUUACUGACCUCCAGGAUGAAACUUACAACAGUUCCCCAAGUUAUGGUACCUAUUUACCACUAGGUAAACGAUGGCAUCCGGUGAAAGGAAACGUGCCCAAGCAUUUCUGUCCUGUUGUGGGAAUCAAGCCUGUACUACAGGUAGGUGGCAAUGGUACAGCUGCUUUAGGGUGUGAUGCGAGGAGGAUGGUUGGUUUAAAGGGGCCAAUUAUGUGUGCUCUUAACUUGUAAUUUCUAAGGAGCCUAGAACAACUCCCAGAACCCUUUUCAGGUAAACACCAGGUAAGUUAUUAAACUUGUCAAACAUUUGUUUUACAUUAUUUUUAUAGAGUAGAAUUGAAGAAUAGUUUUUUUUUUUUUUUUUUUUUUUUUUUUUUUUUUUUUUUUUUUUUUUUUUUUUUGCAGGGAUAUUCCUGUGUGGGCCCUAAGCCUCUGGCUGGCCCACUAAGUGUUACUUGUUUCCGUUUUAUUUGGGCGGAGUAUGAGUAUUUAUGACUCGUUCAUAUGUGCAUGUAUGUUUAAAAUAAAGAUUAUUUAAA